Molecule: messenger RNA, 1091 nt
Organism: Candoia aspera
Lineage: Eukaryota; Metazoa; Chordata; Lepidosauria; Squamata; Candoiidae
Gene: PTGR1
Product: prostaglandin reductase 1
Exons: 9
Coding region: 95-1084 (329 amino acids)
Biological process (GO): prostaglandin metabolic process
Cellular component (GO): cytoplasm
Molecular function (GO): 15-oxoprostaglandin 13-reductase [NAD(P)+] activity; 2-alkenal reductase [NAD(P)H] activity
Source: RefSeq, a predicted model, not a curated record
UAAACUUCAGGGAAUCACUGCAUUAAAGGAAAGAUCAAGUUGCCAGCCAAUUAAGAACACUGAAAUCCUCGUUUAAUCAUUCAGGCUGUGGACAAUGGUGAGGGCAAAGUCUUGGAUCCUGAAGAAGCAAUUUGAAGGGCUUCCUAAGCAGAGUGACUUUGAAUUAAUAGAGACAAACUUACCAGACCUAAAGGAGGGAGAGGUGCUGCUUGAAAGUGUGUUUCUCAGUCUUGACCCCUAUAUAAGACCAUACAGUAAGACCCAGAUGAAGGAAGGAGACAUUAUAAUAGGGUUUCAGGUUGCAAAGGUUUUGGAAAGCAGAAAUCCUUCGUAUCCCAUUGGGGUGUUUGCUGUGGCACACGCAGGCUGGACGACUCAUUUUAUUUCCAACAGCAAAAAACUAUCACUAAUGUCUCCAGGCUGGCCAAGAAAUCUUCCAAGGUCAUUGGCUCUUGGGACAAUUGGCAUGACAGGUCUUACUGCUUACUUUGGCCUACUUGAGAUCUGCAGGCCCAAACCAGGAGAGACUGUCCUGGUUAAUUCGGCAGCUGGUGCUGUGGGCAGUGUGGUUGGGCAGAUUGCUAAACUUAAGCAUUGUAGAGUGGUCGGCACUGCAGGUUCUGAUCUGAAGGUGGCUUACCUUAAGGAGCUUGGCUUUGACGUAGCCAUUAACUAUAAGACGGUGCGAUCCCUGGACCAAGCUCUGAGAGAAGCUUCUCCCGAUGGCUACGACUGCUAUUUUGAUAACGUGGGGGGAGAGUUUUCCAGUGUUGUUCUGGAGCAAAUGAAGACAUUUGGGAGAAUUGCUGCGUGUGGUGCUCUUGCCUUGUAUAAUGACAAUGUGCCCCAGAAAGGACCUUAUGUCCAGCUCCCUAUGAUCUUCAAACAACUGGAUAUGGAAGGUUUUUUAGUCACACGUUGGGAAGACAGGAAAGCUGAAGGGCUAAAAACACUAUUGACAUGGGUUCAAGAGGGGAAAAUUAAGUACUGUGAGCACAUCACUGAAGGUUUUGAAAACAUGCCAGCUGCAUUUAUAGGAAUGUUCAAAGGAGACAACAUUGGAAAGGCAAUAGUAAAGGUGUAACAGGUAC